Molecule: messenger RNA, 4138 nt
Organism: Magallana angulata
Lineage: Eukaryota; Metazoa; Mollusca; Bivalvia; Ostreida; Ostreidae
Product: N-chimaerin-like
Exons: 12
Coding region: 804-2357 (517 amino acids)
Biological process (GO): signal transduction; regulation of GTPase activity
Molecular function (GO): GTPase activator activity
Source: RefSeq, a predicted model, not a curated record
AGUGGUCCGGUGUCUCUCCAAAUUUUAUGGUCCUUAUAUACCUGAGUCAACUCCGAUAUCGAAGGACCUUUAAAAAAAAAUAAGGGGGAGAAGGAUUGCAAGUGUUGUUGUGUCUCGGUAAACAAUGUCCCGAGGUGUAUGUGUGUUGUAAGUUCAUGCUAUCAUAGCCACAAGGCGGAAGUUGUCACAUGAAUCACAGUGUGGACAAGGAUUAACUUUUUCUUUCACUCAGCAAGGGAAAUCUAUUCAUAUUUGUGUCAUUUUCCUUUCAUAGUUUGAUUGCUCUGUGCAUUAAACAGAUAAUUUGAACAAGUGUGAUGGUGGAUAUUUACAUUGGUGCAGGGAGAUAUUCAGUCUGAUUGAUUUUUACAUGAAGGAAAUCAGAAUUGUUCACCAGUUUUUAAAUGACAUGUAGCAUGGAGUGUUUAAGUUUGAGAGGAUUUGUCUCCAAAAUUCACUAUUAGUGAAGGAAUUUAAGGAAUUUUAUUCUCUCACCCUCUGUCUCAGCUGAAAGCAUACAAAAGGGCAGCAUGCAGAAGGGUGUCAAUUCGUGAAAUGUAAUGAGAAGUGAAUAAUCAAUCAAACUCACUCCACACAAAAAAAUUCCUGACCUGUGUUGAAAGAGAUUUCUUCUGUACAGAGUACCAGUAUAUAGUUCUUUUGACAUUGCUUGUCCAGUCUGUGUUUGUACCUUAAGGCUAAUCUAGCUGCCCUCCCCCCAUGAACUAGGUGGGAGUGUGUGUCCCUAUAGUGGUGGUACUUAAGUUCAUUGCAUAAGGCGUGGUCACUGAGGGGGAGACACUAUGUACCAUUUGACUGUCAGUGAGGAGGGGGAGGAUGAAGACAAGAGACAUGAUUAUAUCACUGUACUUUCAGAUGGAGGUGAAAGCAAGCCACUGCCAACAUGGAAAACCUACUUAUAUACCUUGCAGCUUCAGGCACCGAAACCAAAGAAGAUUGUAUGUCAACACGAGAUCCCAGGCAAGCCAACUUUCUAUGGAAAAGAAUUCCACGGCAACAUAACACGUGAAGAAGCUGACCAUCUGUUGUCCAGUGCGGGAGAUGGGAGCUAUCUGGUCAGGAAGAGUGAGAGGGCCGCUGAUGCCUACACACUGGCCAUCAGAUUUGACAGUCAAACCAAGAACUACAAGUUGUACUAUGAUGGCCAGCACUACGUCGGGGACAAACGCUUUGAUACUGUGCACGACUUGGUGGCUGAUGGACUUAUCCACUUCUAUGUGGAGCUCAAAGCCUCUGAUUACAUAGCAUCGUUAUCAAACGAGUCCAAUUAUGCAGAAUCUCCAUACCUGGCUUACACAGACAAGCGGAAGCGUCUGCAUCGUUCUCGUAAGUCUGUGAACAGUAAGCGACUUGAGUUCGGAGAGCAGUCCCAAGGAAGUAGUGGUAGUGCAAAUGGCAGUGUACAGCAACAGUAUUUAGAUGAUGAACUGGAUAGUAUAGAUGAUGUGGAGAAAUAUGAAAAAGCUCACAACUUUAAGACUCAGAAUUUCAUUGGACUGCACUGGUGUGACUUUUGUGCCAACUUUAUGUGGGGGCUCAUUGCACAGGGAGUGAAGUGUCUAGACUGUGGUUUUGAGGCUCACAAGAAGUGCUCAGAAAAAGUGCCAAACGACUGCCUGCCGGACAUCAAGUUUGUGAAGAAUCUGUUUGGUGCCGAUCUGACGACUGUGGUGAAGGCGAGGAACACACCGAUCCCUGUGGUGGUGGAGAAAUGUAUCAAAGAGAUCGAACACCGAGGUCUAGAAGUAGAAGGCUUGUAUAGAAUAGCCGGACUUCAUGAUGAGGUGGAAAGCAUCAGGAUGGCUUUUGACAAAGAUGGAGAAAACACGGUGAUCAGUGAAUCGAAGUAUGAUGACAUUAACAGUAUAACCAGCGUUCUCAAGCUAUACUUCCGACUUCUGCCCAUACCCCUCAUUACAUUCGAAGCCUAUAGGAUCAUCAUUGACACUAUGAAACAAGACGAGCCCCGCUCUCGGACUCAGAUCAUCAAAAUUAAGGAGGGCCUGAGUAAACUGCCCCCGGCUCAUUACCAGACUCUGCGCUUCCUACUCGCUCAUCUCAACAGGGUAACAGAACAGAAAGCGACCAACAUGAUGGGAUCUGACAACCUGGCCAUUGUGUUUGCACCCACGCUGAUGCGCUGCCCGGAGCCAGACCCUAUGAUGAGUCUGAUGAAUGCUCAGUUUGAGCAAAAGGCUCUAGAAACGAUGCUGGUCAAGUUCAGGGACUUGUUCUCCAGAAUGAGUACCACUCAGAACUUUGAAGCCAAUGCAAAGAGACCUAGCUUUGAUGCUUUAAGAAUUUCAGACCAGACCCCUCAUUUUGACAAAGUCUGAGAUCAACAUGGGGUGUGUUUACACUGUGCUUGACUUGUGAUUUUAUAUUCGUAUAGCAAGGAAAUGAGCAUCUAAAAAAAUGAUGUAGAAUUUCAUUUGAACUUAAAUAUGGACCACUUCUUGCAUGAAAGGAUGAAAAAAACAAGACCAUGGUUUUUAACAGAAAACAUUUUUAAGCAAUAUUGUAUGACAGUUAUAUGAAAACUUUGAUCAUGUUGUAUGAAUGUUGUUUAGUUGUGUGAAGUAAAUGUAUAGGAAAUACUUAGAAGAAAGGAUUAUGUACAAUACGCUUCUGUAUACUCAAUAAGUUCCUUCUGUUAAGCUUCAUGCAAACGUUCCUGAAAAAAAAAUACUCUCAUACUACAUUUGUAUCUAUAUACUUUUGUACAUCCUUAGUAAGACUUGCAUUUUUUUAGUAUAAACGUGGAAGAGUCACAAUGUAAUUUAGCUAAUUUUUUCUUCAUACCUGUCGAAAUCAUCCCCUAUUGACCACCUAAUGAAGGUAGUAUUUGCCUUUUUUUUAUUACAAGCCUGUAAUGUGCUUCCAGUAUGAAAUAAAAAACUAUGAAAUAACAAAACAGCUGUAAAGUAAAUUUUUACAGUCCCUGAGUGCUUUUACCAAAUUGUGAAUAGAAAACGGGACAUUUUUAAAUGUUAAGUGCAUGAGUGUAAUUUUUUUUAUGUAUAUGCCAUUAUCUAUGUUUAGAAACAGUAACUGCAUUGAGAAUGUCAAAUUUUAUCAUUUGUGAAUGGCAGGCAUCCUUACUCCAUUCAAUACAAAAUGAUUGUUUAUUUAUGAUUAUAAUGAUUUGUUUUUCAAUUUGAAAUUUUUUUUGGUUUCAGAUUCAGUGUAUUAUAGUGUCCAAGAAGCAGCAUUUAUGUUUACAUGACCACCUCAAUUGUGCAUGUAUUGAAAUUUAGUACAUGAGUGACAAUAGUUGCUCAGACAGAACUUUCUUUUGGUUAUUUUCCUAUUUAACAUACCGCUCUGUAUGAUAAAAUCAUAAAAUAUGUAAAAUCACUUACCCAGCAUGCAACUUGCACACACCAAACUGAUUUUUGCCUGUUUUAUAGGAUUUUUGGUCAAUGGUUAUUAUUGCAAUUUAAUUCUGCUCAGAACAAACAAACCAUAUAUAUAUACCCACCUAUUGACUAUGUUACUAACUUAUUUUACUGCAAUUGAAUUAUUUUAAAAAGUCUAUUCCUAGUCUUAAUUCCCCUUGACUAUAAUUAUUUUAUUUGAAUACAAAAUUCUAGCGAAAAAAUUCUGUUGGCAAUGAGAAAUGAGUCCCCAUGUUCCCAUUAUAUUCCACCAUGUCAUCUCAUCCAAAGAUUUAGUAUUCAUUUCAUGUCAUAUCAUGUGAACAGCAACUUGUUUAUCUUAGGUCUUCACUUUUUUUUCUAUAAAGAUGUAUUAAUUUUGUUUAGUACUCAUUUUUCUUUUUAUAUAGAUGUGGACUCUGGCAUAGAUGUGAUAACAUGUUAUAACAUUUCAUAACAAACACAUGAGAAAGUUAAUGUUGUUUGUAUUUAAAAAAGCAAAAAGAAGUGCUGGUACAUUUAUUUCUUACAAUAUGAUUUGUAGUACACAUGUAUUUUGUUCAUCUGUGUGAAUUUGUGCUGUUUUUACUUUGGAACAAAAACACGAGUCAAUAAUGACGUGGAAUCCAUUUAAUUUGUUCCAUUUCAUUUCUUAGGUUUUUUUUGUAAUGUGUAUUUGUAUACUAAGUAUUUUUUCCAUGUAUUUUACCAAAUUUCAAAUAAAUGUGAAUCAAAUUUCA